AUGGUGUUCGAAAAAUUGGUAUCUUUCAGGCUUGAUUAUGCUCCGCAAUACAAAUUAACUAAGUAUAUCUCUAAUCACUCCCGGUUACAAAUAAUUCAUUUGCAUUCCAAGUCCUCACCAAUAGUGGAGGGUUACUUUGCUGUGGGAACGGAAUGUAAUAAUGAUUCGGGAGUAGCACAUACUCUUGAACAUCUCAUUUUUAUGGGUUCUAAGAAAUAUCCUUAUAAAGGUUUGUUAGAUACUGUGGGUGGAAUUGCUAUGUCAAAUACCAAUGCAUGGACUGCUACCGAUCAGACAGUAUACACUUUGGAAUCUGUAGGAUGGCCUGGGUUUAAGAAGCUGCUACCUGUGUAUUUGGAUCACUUGUGUAAUCCCACAUUGACAGAUUAUGCUUAUACUACGGAAGUCCACCACAUUGAUCCCAAAGAAUGCACUGACAAGGGUGUUGUAUAUAGCGAGAUGGAGGCGAUUGAAGCUAGUAGCGGUUUUAUUACGAAUUUAGAGAAACAGCGUUUAAUGUUUCCAGAAGGCAAUGCUUAUCGAUAUGAGACUGGAGGUUUGACCCAGAACCUCAGGAAGUUGACAAACAACGAAAUUCGAGAAUUUUACGCUAAAAUGUAUUCUCCAGAAAACAUGUAUUUGAUUAUCUGCGGUAAUGUGCCAGCGGACGAAUUGCUAGAGGUUAUGGAACAGUUUGAUGCAGAGCUUCCUAAGUUUGACAAAAAGAGAGUGAGGCCAUUUAUCGACUCUCCAAACUCACAAAUCCCGGAAAAACGUACCGAAAUAGUCGAAUCUAUUGUUGAGUUCCCUGAAUUAGAUGAAUCCAGGGGUGAAGUUGCCAUGGCAUGGAUUGGUAAGGAUUAUUUAGAUACUGUCAAUGAUUUAGCCGUGUCUAUGUUGUUCGAAUACUUAACUGACACAUCAUUGGCGCCAUUCAAUAAGGAACUUGUUGAAAUGGAAAAUCCAUUGGCUACCGAUGUUUCCUACUGGCCUGAUUGCUAUAUGAAAACUAUCAUGAACCUUACACUUCAUGGUGUCCCUUCUUCCAAAUUGGAAGAAGCAAGGGAUAAAGUCCUAGGCAUUUUGUCUAACCAUAAAAUAGACAUCAAAAGGAUGAGGCAAGUUAUUGAUAAAAACAAGUGGGUACAAGUACGUUCCACUGAAAGAAACGGAUCUUCUUUCUUAUCAGAGAUAUGUAUUAUGGACUUCUUAUAUGGUGAUGAAAACGGGAACUCGCUUAAGAGGUCCAUGGAUUUAACCGAUUUCGAUAUCUUAUUAGACUGGAAAACUGAGGAUUGGCAGUCUUUACUUGCAGAAGUUUUAGUUGAAAACAAGCCUGUGAUAGUGCUAGGUAAACCAAGCGCUAACAAAUAUAAUGAACUUGAGGAGGAUCAGAAGAACUUGAUUAAUCAUCGUAAACGCACCUUUUCAGAUGAGAAACUUGGUCAAUUACAAGCUACCAUUGAUGAAGCUCAGCGACAAAACAAUAAGCCUAUCCCAGAAGAGCUUAUGAAUGGAUUCAUUAUCAAGGAUCCAGCUUCAUCGGUAGAUUUUAUUAAAACAAAAAAUAUCACUACCGUUGAACAUGAAUACAAUGACCUAGAAGAUGAAUUGACAUUGAAGGUUCUAGCUAAUAGACCAAAAGACUUUCCAUUGUUCAUCCACUUAGAACAUUUCCCUUCGCAGUUCGUUACUGUACAAUUAUUGCUAAAUUCAAGAGUCGUAAAAGAUACUUCGCUCCUACCAUAUUUCUAUAUUUUCCGUCAAUUGUUCACACUACCGAUGAAAGAUGAGAACAAUAAUAUUAUUGACUAUGAAGAAAUAGUGAAGCAACUAGAAAACGAAUGCAUAGUUAAUGAGAUUUCCUUAGGAUUCUCUGCAGAAUUUACCGAUUUAAUUUCUUUGGAAAUUGAAUGUAAGUCCUCUGAUUAUGCUAAUGCAGUAAAAUGGAUCAAGCAUUGUUUGUAUGACAUGGUAUUUGAUCAAAAUCGUGUUAGUAUCUUGCUAGAGAAGUUUUUGAACUCAAUUGUUGAAACCAAGAGAGAGGGGGUUCAAAUGAAGCAAUCGUUGUUCAAUAGACAUAUGUUUACUGAUAGAUCUAUGAAGAAAUCUACAGAUUUCAUAUUUGUGCAGAAGGUGCUGGAUGGUGUUCUGCAACAUAUUACGGAAGGAAACUAUGAAACCGAGGUGUUACCUAAAUUGGAAUCCUUUAGAGACCAGCUAAGGUCUCAUUUUCACAAAUUCCAUAUUUUAAUUUUUGGUGAUAUAGAAAAGCUAGAUGACGUCUAUCAACCAUGGAAACAGUUGGUUGACAAGCUUCCUAUGGAUAAAUCACAAGUUGUCGUUCCUCCUACCCCACGUUUGUUGGAGACUGUAUCGAACUUGGGUUUGGAUCCCAAGUCAACAGCAUAUAUUGCAACAACCCCAGCAUCUGCGUCAACUUAUAUGAGUUGUGUGACUUCUGUUCCGAUAAAUUUAGAUUACCAACACCCGGAUUAUCCGGCAGUUUGUAUGGCUGCGGCAUAUCUUGAGGUCUGUGAAGGGCCGUUCUGGAAAGGUAUUCGUGGAUCAGGAUUGGCAUAUGGUGCAAAUGUUGGUAAGCAGUUUGAGUUUAACUGCUUAAGUUAUAGUAUUUAUCGUGGAGUUGAUGUUAUUAGUUGUUAUGAAUCAGGUAAGCGAAUCAUUGAAGACUUGGCAAAUGGUAUUACUGUGUUCGAGGAGAAGUUAGUUCAUUGUGCUCUAGCCAGUAUUAUUCAUGGCCUUGCUGGCGCCGAGUCAAACUACUUUAACGCUGCAACAAUAAAGUAUAGCAAUAAUUUUUGCAAGAAGCGCGGUCCGGACUUCAAUUCCAGAUUUUUAGCUAAGGUUGGAAGCGUUACCAUCCAAGAUUUGAAAACAGUGAUGCAAAAAUACUUUAUUAAUAUGUUCAACUCUGAAAAAGGUGCUGUAUUUAUUACCUGUCAUCCAAGCAAGCUGGAAUCUGUUCAGGAAUUUCUAGAAAGUCAAGGCUAUGAGGUCAUUGUGGAGGAAUUUGAAGCUACGGAUUCUGCUUCUGAAUAUAGUUCUGAUUAUGAUUCAAAUUAA
Messenger RNA from Eremothecium sinecaudum, 3084 nucleotides. It is a transcript of the gene SDD3, whose product is annotated as Sdd3p. The coding region runs from base 1 to 3084 and encodes 1027 amino acids. Lineage: Eukaryota; Fungi; Ascomycota; Saccharomycetes; Saccharomycetales; Saccharomycetaceae. The record is from RefSeq and is a predicted model, not a curated record. Gene Ontology annotation, molecular function: metal ion binding. The transcript has a single exon.